This is a messenger RNA of Penaeus vannamei (Pacific white shrimp), 3502 nucleotides long. The record is from RefSeq and is a predicted model, not a curated record. NCBI's taxonomy places the organism in Eukaryota, Metazoa, Arthropoda, Malacostraca, Decapoda, Penaeidae.
AUCCACUCAACCACCCUCUUCCAUGUCCGGGUCUGGGUCCCAGCCUAUUGUACUGGAUAGACAAGAUUCCAAUCUUAGUACAGGGUCAUCAGACCGAGAAGAAGGCACCAGUCCAGAAAAAGCCCAACAGCGAACUCCGAAUGACCGCAAAAGGAAGCGGAAAGGAGUGCAAGGGGUUCAGAGUGACGAGGGAGGAGGGGGCAGUGCCCCUAAGAUGAGCAGAGGAACUGAGGUAAAGAAAAUUAACGAUUACUUCAAACAGCACCAACAGCAACAACAGCAGCAGCAACAGCAACAGCAGCAGCAGCAACAACAACAGCAGCAACAAGCUAAUUCUCCCCACAGACACUCUGGAGCAAAGAGUCCAUCCCCACAAACACAUUUGAGCCAUAUGACUGGUCACAGUGGCGGUUUAGGAGAUCCAUUGGUUGGGUUGAUGCCUCCUCCCCGAGGAGUCCCCGUCAGUCAUCGAGGCACACAGAGUGAUAUCACUUAUAGACAGGUAGACGAGAUGGAGAGUCGGGCGUCAAUGGAUAUGGAGGCUAAGAACUCUAGGAUUGAUAAUUUACAGUGUACAAAUGAAGAACUAUCUCGACAGCUACAGAGUCAGAGCAAACUCCUUGAACAGAAACAAUUACAAAUUAAUAAGUGCAUUGAAGUAGUCAAGAAAUUACUAAUUGAGAAGUCAAAUAUAGAGAAGAAAGAAGCGCGGCAGAAAUGCAUGCAGAAUCGGUUAAGGCUAGGACAAUUUGUCACUCAGAGGGUUGGGGCCACCUUUCAGGAAAACUGGCAGGAUGGUUACGCCUUUCAGGAGAUUACAAAACGUCAGGAAGAACUCCAGUCAGAAAAGGAGGAGAUCGACCGGCAGCGGAAGCUCUUAAUGAAGCGGAAACCCUCAGAGGGAGGAAGCAACUCUAGGAAACGGGGAUCAAAUAGUAACCAGAGUCAGGGUGGCAGUAAUCUUCCGAAUGGCCUCGGAGGCGAUCACGACCACAGGGACCUCACUAUCCAGGAAUACUACGAGUCAGAAGAAAUACUAAAGUUACGGCAAACUGCCCUCAAGAAAGAGGACACAGACCUUCAGCAGGAGAUGGAGAAAUUAGAAAGGGAAAGAAAUCUACAUAUUAGGGAACUCAAACGAAUUCACAAUGAGGACCAAUCAAGAAUCCUCCAAUCACAGUCUUCACCUCGAAAUCCUCAUGACAUGCGGUGGUUUGGUGGUUUCAACCAAGCUGCUAGAUGUUUGCAUCUUUCUAAACCCCUAACAGAGUUCAACAACCAUCCCGUGCUAAAUGACCGGUACUUGUUGCUCAUGUUAUUAGGAAAAGGAGGGUUUUCAGAGGUUCAUAAGGCAUUUGACCUAAAGGAACAGCGUUACGUAGCGUGCAAAGUUCACCAAUUGAACAAGGACUGGAAAGAUGACAAAAAGGCUAAUUAUAUCAAACAUGCCAUAAGAGAGUACAAUAUUCAGAAGAAAUUAAACCAUCCUCGUAUAGUUAAACUCUAUGACGUGUUUGAGAUAGAUGCAAAUAGUUUUUGUACUGUCCUUGAAUACUGUGAUGGUCAUGACCUUGACUUCUACUUAAAACAGCACAAGACUAUCCCCGAGCGAGAAGCAAGAUCAGUGAUCAUGCAGGUGGUAUCUGCGCUCAAGUACCUGAAUGAGAUCAAACCACCAAUCAUUCAUUAUGAUCUUAAGCCAGGAAAUAUCUUAUUGACUGAUGGAAAUAUUCUUGGGGAGGUCAAGAUCACAGAUUUUGGUCUUAGUAAAGUCAUGGAUGAGGAUAGUUACCAUCCUGACUACGGGAUGGACCUCACCUCUCAGGGGGCGGGCACGUACUGGUAUCUUCCGCCAGAGUGCUUCAUUGUAGGCAAAACUCCACCCAAGAUCUCUAGUAAGGUCGACGUGUGGUCCGUGGGAGUGAUAUUUUACCAGUGCCUAUAUGGAAAAAAACCGUUUGGUCACAACCAAAGUCAAGCGACCAUACUAGAGGAGAACACGAUCCUCAAAGCCACAGAUGUACAGUUCCAACCCAAACCAGUGGUCAGCAAUGAGGCCAAGCAAUUUAUUAGGUGUUGCCUGGCUUAUCGUAAGGAGGACCGCAAUGAUGUGUUGACGCUGUCUUCCAAUCCUUACCUUUCUCCGCCACUACCAAAGAGUGGUCGACAGUCAGCCAAUAGUCAGCAGCAAGCAGCAGCGGCAGCCUCUGCUGUAGCACAGGCAGCAGCUGCUCAGCAGCAACAACAAGGGGGAUACCAGCAACCAUUUUCCACUGGUCUUUUGGGGCUUGGGAACAUCCACUCCUCCACCAGCUCAUAAUGACACGCCACCCACUGUAGGGGGCAUGUCCAGCCCCAACACCCCCUAGCCCCACCCAGCCCCACCCAGGUCCUCACAAGCCUCACAGCCUGCCGACAACCACCUGUUGCCCACAGCUUCCACCUACAGUAAUUUGGCCAUAGUGACCACAUAUCUUUCUUGAGUUCCAACAUGAUUCACACUGCAAGCAAUCAGGGUUCAGUACAGUUGGAACAUAUUAAGUGUCUCUUACCUCAGCUUUCAAUAGCCAUGACAGUAAAUCUAAGAUGUAGUUUUGCCAUAGAAUUUUCUGGACAGCGGGCAGGAUAACUCAUUCAUACUUAGGUUUUCCAACUUGGAUUUCAUUUUACCAUUUUGAAACCUCGUGAUUUCAAAUUUCAUUUUUACCAUUUGAAACAUCAUAAUUUUCAUUUGUUACACUUGUAAUUUUUUUAUUUUUAUUUUUUUUUUUUUUUUUUUUUUUUCAUUGCUGUCAUUUUUUUCAUUCAUUCUCCAUCAACAAUAGCUUACAUAAUUUUAGCAAUGUGAUAAGCUAUAAGACAUUACCAGUCAGGAGCAAGGGUAGCAGUUGGAUGGGCAAAGGUGUGAGGGGGAGCUCUGGGUGGACAUGGGCAUUGGGGCAGAGGCUCAACACACCACUAGAGACUCCUGUGUUCCUACUUGGUGCCACAGCCACCCACUGUUGAUGUGCUCUGCGAAGGAUGCUGUGGAGGAUGCGGAGCCAGGUAGCAGUUCGGUUCGUGGUGCCAGUGCGCGGCGCGGAAGAGAUUCCAAUGUGACACUUUGUUGAUAAGCUCGACACUAGUAAGCCAAAGUUGUGAAUAAUCAGUGCCAGGGUCAGGAAGAUGCCCACCAACGCUUAUGAAAUCCAUGUGUCUGGUACCUGAAGUGAUGUUGAAGCAUUGAGCAUGGACACAAUGACUCAGUUGGUAGGAACACAAAAACAGUGAGCGUGGUGCACCAAAUGGACAGUGAACGGCCGUGGCUAGGCAAUGGGGAUAUGUGUAGGGAACCUUUCUUUUGACUCCCACCAGCUGGGCAUGAUGACAACGGGUAGGGCGGCAGGAGUGAGCGUUGUGAGCCACCAACUGAUGUGAUGUGAUAUUGUGUAGUCGUGAGUCUGAACUCUGGAUUCUGGCACGCAGGUGUAGGUUGUGGAAGAUGCAGCAGCCGGUAGCCAGG